AUGUCCACCAACCCCAACCACCCCGACCUCCACAAAACGCUCUUCGAAGAAGGCCUCAAAGUCCGCCGCGCCGUCGUCGGCGACGACUACGUCGACCGCGCCCUGGCCAACGGCUCGACCGAAUUCUCGCGACCCGGCCAGGAACUCAUCACAGAAUUCUGCUGGGGGUACGCAUGGACCCGGCCCGGGCUGGACCGCAAGCACCGCAGCCUGAUCAACAUCGGCAUGCUGAUGGCGCUGAACCGCUCGCCGGAGCUGGCGGUGCAUAUCCGGGGUGCGAUCCGCAAUGGGUUGACGGAGGUCGAGAUCCGUGAGGCCAUUCUGCAUGCGACGACGUAUGUGGGUGUCCCUGCGGGUGUGGAGGCGAUGAAGGUCGCUGAGCCUAUAACAGUGGACAAUAUCACAGCAAUUGAUUCAAUGACCAAUCUAAUCGAUGAUGUUUGUAAAACACUGGCAGAGCAAGAUAGAGCAGCCGACCCCACGUGUUCCCCGGACUUCUCCACGCCAAGAACCCCGGAUCAACAAUUCAACCAUCUCAUUACAGACUUACAACACGCAGGAGAAGCCGUUUGGCUGUCGCCAGUGCCAGCAGCGAUUCACCAGGAGCGCCUGUCUCAUACAGACUCGAGCUCGCAGACCUAUUCUGAUAGACCUCGUCGAGGCAGGAAGAGGACCGCCCAGGCCGCUGGCAUCGACGAGCAGGAUGCCAUCCUGCCGCCUGUCAGCUUCGAGCCUGCGCAUCCAGCACCGCUGACGGAUAGCAAUGAAAUGCCUCUGGCGACGCUGUCCCUGGCUGCUGAGCAUGCUGCCUUGCAGGGCAUCAUGACGUCUGAACCAGACACCCGCGAUAUGCCAGCCGACGUCAAUGUGCCAUUGCCAUUUGCUGACCGACCCGAUCUGCCGGACGGCGACUCCCUCGACAGUCUGGCGGCUUUCCUAGACACCGGCCUGGCGUCGCACCACUUUUCCUCCUUCAUCAGCGCCGAGCAGCCCAUCCCGUUCUUCUCGCCCGAGUCCGCCGUCCCUGGCCCGGAGUCGGCGUCGGACAACCAGCAACAACAGCAGCAACAGCAGCAUCGCCCCGCGCCCAGCUUUGCCGAAGAAUCCAGCUCCUUUUCGCGCUUUGGCUCCCGUCUGCCGUCGCUGCAGCCGGAGGAGUCUCCGUCCCAGCGCGAGCAGACGUCGCGAAAGCCGUUGUCGGACAUCUCCGUCGAAGACCGACAGUUAAUGGCCGCCAAACUGCAGGAGUUUGCCUCAGUCGUGCCGCCGGGCUUCCAGCUGCCGUCCCGGCUGGCCCUGUCGCGGUAUCUGGCUGGCUACAUCAACGGCUUCCACGAGCACAUGCCGUGCCUGCACGUGCAGACCAUGUCGGUGCGCAGCUGCUCGAUCGAGCUGCUGCUGGCCAUGGCCGCCGUCGGCACGCAGUACUGCUUCGAGGGUGAGAAGGGCGUCGAGCUCUUCCACGUCAGCCAGGAGAUUGCCAUGCGCCGGAUCCGACGACGGGACGCGCGUGCGGCUCAGCUGGCAGAGUCGAGUCUGCAAUCCAGCCCGCAGGGUAAUAAUACUACACAGCGAAGUCCAUCCAUGCCCGGCCCUUUGGGCCUGCCCCCCGAGCCCGGGCCCGCAGAAGAUCUCAUGCAGACCGCCCAAGCGCUGUUCCUGCUGAUGGCCAUGGCCACCUGGGCCAAACACAAGGAGAUCCUGCGCGAGGCUCUGGCGAUCCAGAGCAUCCUGGCCACGCUGGUGCGCGAGGACGGGCUGAAGAUGGAACCGCUGGGCGACGACGUGUCGUGGGAGGAGUGGAUCCGGCACGAGACGGUCAAGCGGACCAAGUUCAUCGUCUUCUGCUUCUUCAACCUGCACUGCAUCGUCUACAACAUCCCGUCGCUGAUCCUGAGCUCGGAGAUCCACCUGCCGCUGCCCUGCAGCGCGGCCGAAUUCAAGGCGCCCACGGCGGCGAGAUGGCGCGAGGCUCGAAAACGGAGCCAUCUGCCCGAGCCCGACUUCCAAACCGCCUUCCAUCGCCUGUUUGACCGGUCAGCGAGAAAGGACGGCAUGGAAAGCAGCUCGUGCUCGUCGUUGGGGAACUACGUGCUCAUCCACGCGCUGAUCCAGCACAUUUUCUUCGUGCGUCAGAUCGCCCGGUGUCGCAACAGCCAUCAUCAAGAUGACCCGGACGAGAUGAGCGCGCUGGAACAGGCGCUGCGCAACUGGCAGCUGGGCUGGAAGCAGAACCCAGAGUCGUCGCUCGACCCGCUGGACCCCAAUGGCCCUGUGGCAUUCAACUCGACGGCGCUGCUGCGUCUGGCGUACAUCCGGCUGAACAACAUCGACAUAGGACCGGGCCACGCCCUAGCAACGCGCGACCCGAUCCAGAUCGCGCACUCGUUCCGCGAGAGCCCAGCAACGGGGCUCCGGCGGACGCGCAAGCUCGUCCGGGCAGUGCUGCACUCGGCGCACGCGCUCAGCAUCCCCGUCAAGAUCGGCAUCCGGCUCGUGGCGCGCACGCAAACCUUCACCUGGUCGAUCCAGCACUCGCUGUGCUCACUCGAGUGCGCGUUCCUGCUGUGCAAGUGGCUGGAGGCGCUGGCGCUGCCGGACCCACAGCCCGAGGUGUCCGAGGACGAGCGCCGCAUCUGCUGGCUGGUCAAGACGAUGCUGGACGAGACCGAGUAUGGCGUCAAAUGCGAGGAUGAGCGCUCGCUGCAGGCGCCCGGUACGCUGAAGCAGCUGAGCGCGGGCGUGCUGCGCGUGUGGGCGCAGAUCUUCAAGGGCGCGCAGACGUGGGCCAUUGUCGAUAUUAUCGGGACGGCGCUGAACAUUUACGCUGAUAUGCUGGAUGCAGAUGGCAGCCGCAAUAGCCAGUAG
Messenger RNA from Rasamsonia emersonii CBS 393.64, 2868 nucleotides. RefSeq names its product Early growth response protein. The record is from RefSeq and is a predicted model, not a curated record. Lineage: Eukaryota; Fungi; Ascomycota; Eurotiomycetes; Eurotiales; Trichocomaceae. Gene Ontology annotation, molecular function: zinc ion binding; RNA polymerase II cis-regulatory region sequence-specific DNA binding; DNA-binding transcription factor activity, RNA polymerase II-specific. Gene Ontology annotation, cellular component: chromatin. The coding region runs from base 1 to 2868 and encodes 955 amino acids. The transcript is spliced from 4 exons. Gene Ontology annotation, biological process: DNA-templated transcription; regulation of transcription by RNA polymerase II.